Messenger RNA from Peronospora belbahrii, 705 nucleotides. The record is from the annotation of a GenBank genome assembly. NCBI's taxonomy places the organism in Eukaryota, Oomycota, Peronosporomycetes, Peronosporales, Peronosporaceae.
AUGCGUUAUCUACGUGCCAAAGGAAUUCGCAAGGCGCUUCGUCAAUUCCACUUUCUAUGCGGCCUUAAAGCACCAUAUAAAGUACUACUAGAUGGAAACUUUAUUGCCAUGUGUAUACAGAUGAAAGUAGAUGUACAUGAGCGUGUAUCCAAGUAUCUUCAAGUAAAACCGUACGAGUGUGAGUUUUACGUACCACGGGCGGCACUGGAAGAGUUGGCGAUACUAGGAGAAGCUACAAAGGAGGCUUAUAAACUGGCCAAGAGCUUUAAAGUAGCAGAGACGUAUGAUCAAUCUGAAAAGAAGGACGAAGAGGACAAACCCGUUGACGUGUCCAUGGCGAUCCAGAAGAUUAUUGGAGACAAAAACGACCGUAAGUUUGUCGUGUGCACGCAAGAGGUGGAGCUUCGCAAGGCACUACGUCUGGUACCUGGUGUUCCGCUUAUGUAUUUGAAUCGAUCUGUGCUGGUGUUUGAAGAGAUCUCGCACGCUACAUUGGCGAUUGUACGGCAGGAGGAAAAAGCCAAUAUGGCGAAGCUCGACGUGAAUGAAAAGAGAAAGCUGGAACAAAUGCAAGAUGAUGAAGAGAGUGAAGAUGAACACGCGGAGAACUUGCGGCUGCAGAAGAGAAGAGCGAAGGGUCCUAACCCAUUAUCAGUCAAGAGACCUACGAAUAAGAAGGUUCGCUCGAAGAAGAAAAAGCACUAA